Molecule: messenger RNA, 1155 nt
Organism: Nicrophorus vespilloides
Lineage: Eukaryota; Metazoa; Arthropoda; Insecta; Coleoptera; Silphidae
Product: putative odorant receptor 71a
Exons: 6
Coding region: 1-654 (217 amino acids)
Biological process (GO): detection of chemical stimulus involved in sensory perception of smell; sensory perception of smell
Cellular component (GO): plasma membrane
Molecular function (GO): olfactory receptor activity; odorant binding
Source: RefSeq, a predicted model, not a curated record
AUGCAAUUCUACGUGUAUCAAAUAGUCUGUUACGAUCUUCAAUUUACCAGCCUCUGUCUGUAUAUUAGAGCGCACUUCGUCAACAUUCGUGGAGCCUUCAGGACGAUUAGAGCGAGAUGUUUUCACAAUAUGCGAUUACCAAGUAAUUACCAAAUAUUCAGGGACUCAGAAAACCCGGUGUUAUCAAACAUGAUGGAAAAGGAAAUGAAGAAAAUUACCAUUCACCUUCAAAUGAUCAUCGACGUUUGCAAAGAUAUGGAGGAUAUUUUCUGUUACGGGACUUUAGCCCAAUCUGUGGUCACACUAUUUGCUAUAGUUUCCUGCCUCUACAUCAUGUCUUACGAGCCUCUUUUCAGUCCAAAUUUCAUUGCGCAACUUGACUAUUGCGGCGGAGUUGUCAUUCAAUUGACAUUUUGCUGCGUCUAUGGAAAUGAAAUUACAUUGAACGCUCAAUACGUGAUGAUUGGAAUAUACGAAUCAGAUUGGUUCGCCGCCAACACGUCUUUCAAGAAAUCGAUGAUCAUGAACAUGAGGAGAUUGCAGAAACCUAUUGUCUUGACCAUCGGCAAAUUCUACCCACUCACGCUCACAGCUUUAAUCGCAGUGAUUCGAUGCGGAUUUUCUUAUUUCACCGUGUUGAAGCAGACCACGUAAAAGACAAAAUUAUCCUCUGCAUAUUAUUACAUAAUAAAGUGUACUAAUAAUAAUAAUCAAAGCCCUUUCUAAACCUAGAAAUAGAAUAAUCGCAAAUUGCUGUUAUAUUUUCAUGUCGGAAUACAAACUGUAAAUAUUUUAAUUCUCUUCUCCUAGCUUGAAUUGAUUAGACUGCGACCAACUUUUGAAAGAAGAAGACUUGCCGGCUAACUAUUUACUGAUUACUUUAUUAACAUCUGAAGAUGAAGGAUGCAUUUCUUCAUUUCUUCUAACAUCUCGAAAAUAAAGUGCAAAAUAAAACUCGUUACCAUUUCGAGUUACUAUGAGGACUGUUAAACAAUCUUUCAAUUAUUCUCAGCAUAUAAAUCCUGAUACUUGUAGAAAAACGGCUAUACAAUUAUUCACGCAAAUGGCGUUAACGAUCGGUAGAUUUUCUUACAUUUAAUUUCUUUAAUUUAUGUCUGUAAGUUAAAAAUGUGAAUUCGAUAAUAUUAUAUUAGU